Trichosurus vulpecula (common brushtail) is the source of this 5753-nucleotide messenger RNA. It is a transcript of the gene USP49, whose product is annotated as ubiquitin specific peptidase 49. Gene Ontology annotation, biological process: protein deubiquitination. The transcript is spliced from 6 exons. Gene Ontology annotation, molecular function: zinc ion binding; cysteine-type deubiquitinase activity. The record is from RefSeq and is a predicted model, not a curated record. Gene Ontology annotation, cellular component: cytoplasm. NCBI's taxonomy places the organism in Eukaryota, Metazoa, Chordata, Mammalia, Diprotodontia, Phalangeridae. The coding region runs from base 250 to 2343 and encodes 697 amino acids.
UGAUUUUAAACAGCUGUGCUCAAGGUGUUACAUUCAUGCAUAACUUACUCACCAAACUAUUCUCUCUCUGUAGAUUUCUGAAGCUGUGCUGUGUUUCAUGUGAUAAAGAUCUCAGUACCAAUUAAAUUCCUGAAGACCUGCCAGAUCCUAUUGGCUAAAAUGGGGAUUUGCCAGGCCCCGGGUUCUGAGUUACAAAGAAGAGGCAAUACAAAUAUGACUCAGUUAAAGGAGUGGAGAUUUCUGUAAGACAUGGAUAGAUGUAAACAUGUAGGGCGGUUACGACUCGCCCAGGACCAUUCUAUCCUGAAUCCUCAGAAGUGGCACUGCAUGCAGUGUAACACCACAGAGUCUGUCUGGGCAUGUCUGAAGUGCUCUCAUGUGGCCUGUGGACGAUACAUUGAGGAACAUGCAUUUAAACACUUUGAAGAAACCAGACACCCAUUGGCUAUGGAAGUCAAUGAUCUCUAUGUGUUUUGUUACCUUUGUGAAGACUAUGUUUUGAAUGAUAACCCUGAAGGGGAUCUAAAACUGCUCAGAAGUACUCUCUCAGCAAUUAGGAGCCAGAAGCAGGAUCUGUCUGUGAGGAGCGGUAGAAUGCUUCGGUCGAUGGCUUCAGGAGAGGACGUGUUCCAACCUCAGCAGGCUCCUCAGGGACAGCCCCAGAUGUUGACAGCUCUGUGGCACCGACGCCAGUGUCUGCUGGCUAAAGCGCUGAGGAUCUGGUUUGAAAAGAGCACCAGAGGCCAACAGAAACUGGAGCAAAGAAAGCAAAUAGAGGAAUUAGAGAAGAAGAAAGAGGCUGCAAGGCAGCGGAGGCAGGAGAUGAAGCGCCGCCUCCUUGAGGAGCUAGCCAAUACCCCUCCCAGGAAAAGUGCAAGGCUGCUUUCUCACGUUCACCAAGCAAAUUUGAUUCCCAGGAAAUUCAGAGAGAUAGCAACAAGUUCCCCUACCUCAAGAAGAGUGCAAAGCAGCAAAUUCAAGCCGUUUUAUUCCAUCCGCCGUAAGCCAAUGGUGACUCCUGGUGUAACAGGUCUUCGGAACCUGGGUAACACCUGUUACAUGAACUCUAUCCUUCAAGUGCUCAGUCACCUCCAGAAGUUCAGAGAAUGUUUUUUGACCCUUGACCUCUGUGAAACAGAAGAACUGCUUGCCAAAACAGCCAAUGGGAAGUCUCAGAUGUCAGGUAAAUUGGCAAAUGGAUCUGCUGCUGAUGAGUCAGCAAGAAAUGACAAAAUUGAGCCAUGCAGUAGGCAGGGCUUACCCACUGGCUUGAAUGGUGGGUCCUCCAUAAAUAGGAGCUUAGAACUAAUACAGCCUAAGGAGCCAAGUUCAAAGCACAUUUCUCUCUGUCAUGAAUUACAUACCCUCUUUCGUGUUAUGUGGUCUGGGAAGUGGGCACUGGUAUCUCCAUUUGCCAUGCUCCAUUCUGUUUGGAGCUUGAUCCCUGCCUUUCGGGGCUAUGACCAGCAAGAUGCUCAGGAGUUUCUCUGUGAGCUGCUGGAUAAAGUCCAGCAGGAGCUGGAAUCAGAGGGAACCAAGCGUCGGAUCCUCAUCCCCUUCUCCCAGAGAAAACUCACCAAGCAGGUUCUGAAGGUGGUGAACACAAUAUUUCAUGGGCAGCUGCUCAGUCAGGUCACAUGCAUAACAUGCAAUUACAAAUCCAAUACCAUUGAACCCUUCUGGGAUCUGUCCCUGGAAUUCCCUGAGCGCUAUCAUUGCAUAGAAAAAGGGCUUGUCCCUUUUAACCAGACUGAGUGCAUGCUGACAGAGAUGCUGGCCAAAUUCACAGAGACGGAGGCCCUGGAAGGAAGGAUCUACGCAUGUGACCAGUGCAACAGCAGACGGCGUAAAUCCUCUCCCAAGCCCCUGGUUCUGAGUGAAGCUAGAAAGCAGUUAAUGAUCUACAGACUACCUCAGGUCCUCCGGCUGCACCUUAAACGAUUCAGGUGGUCUGGACGUAAUCACCGUGAGAAGAUUGGGGUCCAUGUCGUCUUUGACCAGGUAUUAACCAUGGAACCUUACUGCUGCAGGGACACUCUCUCCUCUCUUGACAAAGAGACCUUUGCCUAUGACCUCUCUGCAGUGGUGAUGCAUCACGGGAAAGGGUUUGGCUCAGGACACUACACAGCAUAUUGCUACAACACAGAGGGAGGUUUUUGGGUCCACUGUAACGACUCCAAGCUGAAUGUAUGUAGUGUCGAGGAAGUGUGCAAAACCCAGGCCUACAUCCUUUUUUACACUCAAAGAACAGUGCAGGGCAAUGCAGGAAUCUCUGAAACCCAACUCCAAGCUCAGGUGCAGUCCAGCAACAGUGAUGAGGACAGAAGACUGACAUUCCCCUGAAGGGAUCACGGGUCACCCAAUGACCUCUGGCUUGUUUUUGAAACCAUCGGUGUUCAUACAUCCUUCCUCUUUGUAGGAAUUAAGGCUGACUGAAGGAACAGAUUUGCCACUCUGGGGUCAAGAGUAGGAGUUGUCAGGCUAUUCAGUCCUGUCAUGAAAAUUUGUAAUAACUUUCUUUUCCAUGUAUUUGGAUAUUCCCCACUUUCCAUAAAAUAGAACAAAAGGAACAGCUUCAUCAGUCAUCAUCCUUUAUCAACUUCUCCAUUACAAAAGGGAUCCUGGUAUAGGGAGAUAGGUGUAAAAUGAUGGUGUCCAACAAGGAGAGGCUUGUUGUCAUCUCCAUUAUGCCUUUUUCUCCCUCCUAAUCAGUGCGAACCAGUACCAUAAGCAGGUACAGUCCCAGCUAGUGGGUUAUUCCCAGGUGAGGAGUCCUGGACUUGAGCCAACUGCCUUAUCAGGCCAGUUACCCAGGGCUUAGGCUAGAUAACACAUGUCUCAAUCCUGGGUAGUUGGGUAGUUUGCAGUGUAAGGAUUUGGCUCAGACAGCAGGGGAUUUGGAUAGAUGGGUGCUAGGCAUGUGUCAAUCCAGAAUGAACACUUAGCUGGGGAAUAACUUCAAUUAUUCACUAAAAGGGAAAAAAGAAACCACAUGAACAGUGCCCAUGGAACACUUUUUUUUUUAAUCUUAAAAAAAAAAAUGUCAUCGUCAACUCUUGAAAAACAAACUGAGAUUUUCGUAAGCUAUUUUGGGUGGGUAGAGUAUAAACCAUGAUCCCUACAUGAAGCAAAGGCAGUAGUCACUUUAUAGAUGCAAGCAGACUUUCGAAGUGUCCAACCCAUUGUGCAUUUAUGCACCACCUCUGGGCUGCCUAUUGCUCCACUUAGCAGCAGAAAGGGCAGUUCCCAUAGUAGUGCAACAAAGAUCAGUAAAGGCCAUCCAUUGCACUCCAUUCCUUACCUCAUUGCUGGGCUAAGUCUUAGAGCUGUAGAUCUAAAUCAUGGACCUAAGAUGUGUAAGUCUGUUCUUGGGUCAGCCCUGUAUUCCUAGGCUUCCCCAGAAGUCAGAUCAUUGGGAAUAGGGAAGCCCUUCAGUCUGUUGUUUAACUUGAAUGGUUUUCACCAUGUUCCACAGCCCAGCUCAUUGACAGUAUAGACAUCACAAAGAGCAUGGGCCUCCAUCAUACACUUGAAGAUUUUCUAUCAUCUUGAGGAGUGGCAGUUGCUCAGCAACCUGUUCCCACUAUGCAGCUUGCUGCUUCUGGGCCUGGUCAGAUCCCUCCCAGACUUCUUGGAAUUUCAGGAUCACGCAGAACUAUACUACCUGUCAGAGAAUUAAAAGCUGAUGUGACCCAGGUGCUGGUGAAAUGUACCUUACUCUUUAAAUUGGAUCUGUAGCAAAAAUUGUAAUGAAAUUUCACAGGUUGACCUUAAAUGCGAAUGUACCCUACUUACUAGCCAGCCACCACCGAGCUUACCUUCUGCUUUGGCUGUGGCAACCCUAUUGAAAGUCAAUUGCAAACCAUAACAGCAUUGUAGCUGUUGCUGCAGUGAAUGAAGCCUCAGCUUAUCACUAUGAAUGCUCAUCUUUUGACUGAGUAUAUCACGUUAAUAUUUGAAUUCAGGUAGAGGUACAGCUGUCAUUUGAAUGAAGGGAGUUUGGGACGGAGGAAGGUUGGAGGGGAGGGGAAGGGAAGAGGCUGAAGAGAGAGGGUAGAUUUAGCCAUGCUGAUGAAUCAGAUUUCCCAAGCAGAUCUGUAGCAUUUGCUAUUGACCUUUUUUAAGAUGGCCUCUCCCAAAUGACCUACCGAACAGCACUGAGACAUGGAGACAUUACAGACAAAGGAUGGCUUACCCUGAUAGGGAAGGGAGUAACUAUACUUUGAAUUAAACUUGCUUUUUCCAACACUGUGAGGUUUCUGUAAUAUUUAGCUUUUAUUUGGAAGCGAUAGCGUAUAGCAUUUUUUAUGCUGUUUGGUUUAUAUUGUCUCCUGCAGGCUUCUUUAUAUAAGCUUUGCCCAGGGCUCGCUCUCUGCUGUACACUGUUUUAAAGUGUCAUAGCUGCCAGGGCCACCAGAGGAGGUUCUGAUGUGGAGUUAAGCUCUCGAGGCCCAAACUGUUAAUCAACACAAUUGGGAACAAUGUUUUUCGUGGUGACGGCAAAACCCAUUUACCCCAAGAGCUAAGGAUAGUAAACCUGUUAAAAGGAAAAUAAGAAUCGUGCCUCAUCUUUCACUGAAUCCUAUAUUUAUUAUUCUAGAAUGGUAGAAAUUAAAAGAUAGAAAGGACUAAUAGAGUACCUACUCCAUUCCCCUGGCCAGUCCAGGGGGAAAUUGUUUUUAAAAGAUAAAAAGCAACACAAUGUGAUAGGUUAAUACAAAUACUCAAAUUUAAUUUUUAAAAAAAUAGUUUUAUACCAAAUAAUUAUAAGGAUUAUUAAGCUGAUUAAAGAAUGUGUAAAGUAAAUGCUUAACUUGGCCAAGUACCAAUAGAUAAAAUGAUUUAAAAAAAAAAAACCUUUUGAAAAAUUAGAUGAUAUAGAAAUGUGAGAACUACCACCUUAAGUACCCUGUUUCAGGGCAGGGCAGAGGUUUUAAGAGGCCAAGUCAACACUGGAAGCUAAAUGAGAGUAGAAUUUGAGCUGAAAUUUUGAAAACUAGGGCUUCCUCUCCACUGGGGGAAUCAGCCCAAAUUUCAAAGCUCAAAUGAAAGAUGUUAAGAGACGCCCUUUUUAAAUUUAUGUAAAUCUUGGACAUAGACAAGUCUUAGUUGCAUCUUGCUUUCUAACAUGAGAAAAGAAGGUUAAGAACCAAGUAAGACUUGUAAGUAAAGGCCACAAAAUCUAAUCCAAGUUCUACCAACUGAAAUCUGAUGGACCCACUUUGCUCCAAAGAGCAAGUGAUUCAUUAAAAUCUCAUUCCCCGAACACUUGCCACUUGGCCAGCACAUUUACUUUCCACUAUGAUCUGCUUUCUCAGAUGAAGGCAUCCUGGCCCCAAAAGGUGUUUUACCUCAAACUAGUCUGACCUUGAUAUUUUCAUUCACCCUGAGGCAAGAACGUGUGCUAACGUAUUGUUAAUCAACAAAUAACCCUUGGGCAGCCAAGAACUGAAGCCCUUAGAGAAUAGGAAAGGCCCUUGCCAGCUUAGAUUCAGCCCCUCUCUCAGGGUAGGAGACAGUGCCACACUGUAAAUUUCCAGAUGUCUCUCAAAGUGUCAAAAAUAAAAUUGGAAACUGUAGAAGUGUUAAUGUGUCCUAUGGACUCAAUAGCAGAAUUUAUUUUUGUUUUGAAUGGCAAGGCUUCUAGAGUCAAUGAUUGUAAAAAGUUCCCUACUCUGCCUAUGCUUAGGUCCAGCCAAGUGCAAGAAAAGACCAUGCGAUCUGGGGUUGGCUGGCACAACGGGUGCUCUUUG